CUCCCGCCCGCGACCUGCGGGGAUCGUUAGCGGUCCCAGCCCCCGUCUAGAUUCAAAUCCGACUGGGUGAAGGAGGACCUGAGGAGGACCCACGCACGUGAGGGCAGGGCCCAUCUGAUUAAACAGACCAGGCCACUCACUGUGGAGUGGACCAAAGAUACUCCUGUCCCUGAGCCCAUGGAGAUAAGGUCUGAUGCCAGCCACAAGGAGAAUGUGUCCCCAAAGCCUGCAGUGCUCCCGAAGCCAGAGCAACGAAGAUUCCGGAGGAGCCUGGGCAUCGGCCUGAGCAGUAGACAUGACCAGUGGGUGCCUAGGUGCCAGGUGGAGAGGGGAGGGCCUCCUGCCACACCCUCCCCAGGGGCAGUGCUAGACCAGGAGCCCUGCCGAGUCCAGACCAACCUGGCCAGCCCUGGUCCCUGCCUGGGCCUAGCUCUGAAGGACACGACUGGCCGACUGGUCAAUUCAAGCUUCUGGCAACAGAGCAACCUGCAGUCCCCGGCCAGGAGGCGCCAAGGGAAGGCCCGAGAGUUUGCCAUCCAGCAGAGCAACCUGAGCAUCAACGAGACCAGCAGCCCCCACCUCUGCCCAGAGCCUGGGGGGAGCUUUGGGCCCCACAAGCUGCCCUGGGGUCAUCUCCUAUCCCAAGAGCCACUGGCUUGCCCGUCUCCCUGCCUGAGGCAGUCCAGACUGCUGGCCCCAGGCACCCCUAGCGGGGACUUCAGGCCCACUGAAGCCUUUGCCCCUCUCGAUGGGCACACACACCCAGACCUCAGAUACUGGGGUGGCCUGGGGAGCUGGAGGUCCAGGCUGGUGGGGGAACCUCUCACCAUGGAGGACCUGGCUGUCCCCAGUCAGAACCAGACUCGGGCCCCAUCCCAUGCUGCCGUCCACCAGCUGCUGGCCUCCGUACGUUGCCUGGCGCAGGAGGCAGCCCAACUCAGGUGCCAGGCACCCCAGGAGCCCCCCGCUGCUGUGCAGCAGAACCUCUGGACCAGCAGCGGCCAGCCCUUCUCCUCCCACCCCCAGCCCAGCCAGCCUGUCCUUGCUUCCUGGGAUGACAGGAGGAGACGCCUUCGAGGCCACAGGGAAACUGUAGCUUUCUUGGAGACCCCGGCUAGUCUCUCAGACUCUUGGGCACAAAGCAAGCUAAUGUCACCUGAGACCACUUUGGGGACACUGACUGAGGAUUCCCUUAAUCCUGAGCAGCAGCUCCCUCCUGCCCACACCCUAGGGUCAGGAGACAGCUGCUCCCCCUGGUCUCCAGAUGGCAGGGCACAGAGGGGUGACCCCAGUCUCCCUCGAGGGGUGGGAAGCAGGGGGACCGACCCCUGUUCCUCAGCCUUCUCCAACACAGCCUGGGGAGUCUCAACCAAGCAGAAAGGAGAGGAGGGGGCCCCAAGGGAGCGGGUCCACAGGGAGGAGGAGAGGACAGCUUUCCAUCUGCCAGACACAGUCCCAGCGAGCAGUGCCUCGAAGAACAAGGCACAAAAUGUCAUAGCCCCGGAGUCUGAGGCAACCUGCUGGCAGCUGUUGUCCAGAUGUUUUCGAUCCUGGAGGCACUUGGUGAAGAGGCAGCGGGAGCCAGCGGCGGCGGCAGUGGCACUGGGCCGCUGGCAGCUGUUGCGAAAGGGCCUUCAGGCCCUGUGGCUCCGGGAGGCUCAGCUGGAGGCAGCAUGGGGGCAGUACACAAAGGUUCUGCUGGUCCGGAGCUUCCGAGAGUGGAGAAACCUGGCUUUACAGCAGAAACAAGUACAGCCCCACAUGCAGGCUGGGCCAGGGUCCCCGCCCUCCAGGAGAGCCCAGGGCCAAGGCCUCUCCUUGGGAAGAAGCACAGUGGUGGACCCCGCCCAGAGAAGCAGACUGGAACACACCAGGCAGAGAACAGACAGCAGAGACAAGAGAGUCCAGAUCCUGCAGGCCCUGCAACUGGUUGUGUUCUUCCUGUGGUGCCAACAGAAGAAACGAGCCAGACAGGAGAGGGAGACUUGGCGCAAGGCCACCAGGGCCACACAGAGGACAGGGAGCUUCCCCCAGGCCUGGCACUCUACUGCUGCAGGUGUAGCCUGGGCAGCCCCACUGAGCCCCCAGCACCAGAGAGCUUGGCUGUGCAGGUGCUUCGGGGCGUGGCAGCAGUUUGUGCAAAGAGGAUCCUGGUACCGAGACCACCUGGCUGACCGCCGGACAGGGACCCUGAGGAAAUGCCUGGAACAGUGGGUGCGGAUGAAGCAGCUCCGGGAGUCAGAUGGGGCAAAGGUGACCCAGCUGUCCCUCUGCCGGCAGAAAGCAGGACGUGAGGCUCUCUACACCGCAGGCCCUGGAGCCUGUGGCCUGGGUACAGUGGGCCAGGCCCAGGGGCUGCAGAAGCAAGGCCGGGGCUCCCUGCAGGAUGCCUGCCGGACACUGGCCCUCUGCCGGGCGCUGCUGUUGUGGAAGAUGCGGCUUUUCCAGCGCCAGUGGGCCAACUCCUUCUUCCAAGGCCUGCAGCAGCGGAUGCUGCAGCGCAGCCUGAGAUGGUGGCACUUGAGGGCAUUGGGCCCAGAUGCCACAUCAAGCUGCACCAAGACCCCCUCGGCUCUGGAGCCACUGGGCAGCAGCACACUACAAGACUCUCUGGAGAAGGUUCCCAGGGCCCCCGCCCUCCAGGAUACUCUCCAGGGGAGCCUUCUGUGGGCAGCUGGGCAGCGACAGCAGGGGCAGUGCCUUCUGCUCUGGCAGGCACGGGCCCAGCAGUUCCAGGGCACAGCCAGGUGGUACUGGCAUACCCUCCAGAGGCGUAUCUUCCUCAGCUGGAGCCGCUGGGCAACAGCCCAAGGGGCCUGGAGAGAGCUGGCUUCCCACCGGGCCUGGGAUCGGAGCUGCAGGGCUGUGCUGGGCCUGUGGCGUCAGCGGCUGGUGCAGUUGCGGCUGGUGGAGCAGUGGGCCCAGGAGCGGGGCUGGCGGCUGGCACGAGAUGCCCUAUGCCACUGGUACUCCUGCUGGCAGGGGCAGCAGUUCCGGCAUGAAAAGUGCCAGACAUGGGUGCAGAUCCACCUCCAGGGCCUGCAGAAGGCGGUGUUCCAGAGCUGGCAGCAGGCAGCUGCUCGUCAGAGACGCACAGUGACCCGGCCAGAGCAGCUGCUACUGCAGAGCUACUUCCAGGCCUGGUGUGAGGUUGUAAGAGACACGGGGGUGCUCCAGGCCCAGCAUCAAGCCUUUCAGGAUGGCCUGAGGAGAAGGGCACUGGGGGCCAUGUUUGCCACAUGGCGGGAAGCCCAGGAAGCGGCAGCCGGGGCACAGGAGCAGCGUGUGGCCCAGGCCUCCCUUGCCCGCUGGAGAAGCUGCGGGCAGCAAGGCCAGGAAAAUGGGCAGCAGAAGAAUGCCCGGGCCCCGCAGGCCUUCCCAGCAUGGCCAGUGGCCCCGGGCAUGCACCGUGAGGCCCAGCAGCAGGCAGGAGAGAGUGCUGGGGCCCAGGCAGCCCAGUGCUGCACCUGGUGCUGGACUCUGUGGGUGCGUGAGUCCUGUCGGGGCCAGGUCAGCCGAGCCCAUGCUUCCUGGAAGCUGCGAGCCUGGGUCCUAGAGGCCUCGGCGCAGUUGGCGGCGCGCGGCGGUGUCCAGCGAGCCAUCGUCACCCAGCUCCGGCCGGCUGAGCUCAGGCCCUUCCUGCGGACGGCGCAGCUCAGGGUGCGGCUGGGACUGCGGGCCGAGGCCCGAGGGGCCGGUAACGUACGCCCCAAGCCCCAGGCUGACCUCACGCUCUGGCCCCGGAUGGCCAGCAGGGGGAGCCUGCUGCUGGACGCCCCAGCCCCUUGGAAGCAGGAGAAGACCCGCAGCUGCUGGACACAGGCCACAGGGCUGGUGCCACCUGCGCCAUCACUGCAGUGCAGCCUGGGUGGACAGAGGAAGCCAAGGGGAACGGCCUGGGCUCAGAGGUGCAGAGAACAUUCCCUCUGCCCUGCCUUCCAGCUCUGGCUGCAGUGGCCUGGACAGAGUAGCUGGGUCCCAGGCCUGCCCCUGUGGACGAGGGACCAGGGACCAAGAAGGCACUCCAGCCCUGAGCCCAGAGCCCGCAAAGCCCAAAGCGAGGCCCAUAAAAGGAGGCUAGGGAGGAAGUACCUGCGGUGCCGGUGCCUUGAGGCACUGCUUCACGGGCUGCGGGGUUCCCAGCAGGCCAGGUGCCUGGCAGCGGCAUGGCAACACUGGGUGGAUGCCCAAGGGGCAAAGCAGCUGGCACGGACCCUGCUCAGGGAGUGGCACCUGAGAUGGGCCUGGCGGACGUGGUGGCAGCGGAUCCUGCGACUGCGAGUGGCUCAGCAGUUACAGCAGCAGGAAGAUGGCUGGGUCCUUUCCCAGGCCUUUAAGAAGUGGCACCAACGCCUGGCAGCCAGGAGCCCAAGGAGAGGAGCUGCCAGUAGCUCGAGACCCUGGAGCAAGCCAGGCCCCAAGGGCCCCGAGAGUGGACAGGAAGCCGCCAGAGCCCCGCGGGGUUGGGGGCUUGGGGCACAGCAUGGGGCCCAGCUGCAGCUAUGACUUGUUCCCACAGAAUAAAAAGCAGAACUGAACUUAGCCUUCCCAGGGAAGGAACCAUGCCCCACACAUCCAGGGAGUGAUGACAGAGGGGACAGCUUGAAGAGCUCUGAAGAACAAUAAAACCCACUCCUCA
Messenger RNA from Pongo pygmaeus (Bornean orangutan), 4639 nucleotides. RefSeq names its product chromosome 1 C1orf167 homolog (gene C1H1orf167). Lineage: Eukaryota; Metazoa; Chordata; Mammalia; Primates; Hominidae. The coding region runs from base 178 to 4506 and encodes 1442 amino acids. The transcript has 21 exons. The record is from RefSeq and is a predicted model, not a curated record.